Molecule: messenger RNA, 816 nt
Organism: Raphanus sativus (radish)
Lineage: Eukaryota; Viridiplantae; Streptophyta; Magnoliopsida; Brassicales; Brassicaceae
Exons: 4
Coding region: 165-476 (103 amino acids)
Source: RefSeq, a predicted model, not a curated record
AAAAUAGAGUGAGUUUUAACUUAACCCUUUUUUCUUAUUUUGACAAGAAAAUAAAAAUAAAGGGAACUAUUGGAAAGCUCCGCUUUUCAUCAUCGUUGUUGCUUAUUUGCUACGAGCAUCUGCCGGCCAGAAGCUACUCCACAUCUGUUCAUCUCCGAGGGAAAAUGGCGUUGAGGCAGAUGUUAGGAUGGUCAGAAGGAGAUCUAAUGAGGUCAGAUGCAAAGCCAUGUUCAAGGCUCAUGAGACAAACUGCUGCUAUUUUCACUGUUGGUGGAGCUCUUGGUUUCUGGGUUCUCUGCAGACUUCACUAUGGUCCGAGGGUUACAGUACCAAGAAGUCUACGAUGGGCUGGUUGUGGAGCUGUGUCCAUGAGUGCUUCUACUGCAACACUUGUCCGUCUCCUGAGCCCUGAAUGUGAACCCCAAAACAUUGUUGCAUACGACCAACCCAAAGCCCCUCAAGCUUCACUCCCUUAGACCAUCAGUUUCUGACUUGAUCUGUUAUGUGUAUGUACCUCAGGAGUGUUCAAGAUGAGCUACUUCAAGAUAAGCUAUUGGGCUCAACUCAGCUCAGCAUAUUAUGAACUCGAGUACUUUAUGAUCCAUCUCAGCUGAUUGAUUAGCUUAAAUAAACUCAACUUAAACUUGGACUAUUUUGAUCAUAAGCUAAAUGAAUUAGCUCGCGAGUGUUAAUUCGUUUGCUCAUCCAGCUGAUCCAUUUUGGUAAAAACGUAAAUCAAUGUUCGUUUCUUUUUAUGUAUUAAAAUGUAACAUUCAGACACAUUACCUAAUUACAUUUUCGAAAAUUCACCUUAAA